AUGUCUUCACCUAGUGCAAACACUGAGCAUAGUACUCUUAGAGCCACUAGUACCCAAUCUCAGCAACCUACUCCCACAACUAGUGUUAACCAAGCAGUUCCUGCAGACACCUCACCAGGUGGACAGAGCUCUAGGCAAAGCAAUGACAUCAAUGAGUCAGCUGAGCAAUUUGAUGCUGCUAAUUUAGAGGGUCAUACAUAUGAAGGAGAACCAAGAGAUGACUUAGUUCUAGGAAAGAAGCUGGCUAUCCAAGUGGCUGAAGGGAAGAAAAGACCUGAUGUCCCACUUCAGGCAGCGAAGCUGGCAUCAAAAACUGGUGUUGCCCUUAGAGACAACAUGCCCAUCUACACAUCAUGGAAGCUUUAUGACAAUGAUGCGGGAAAGGCAGAAGUAAAAAAAGUGCUUGACAAAGUGGCGUCAAGGUUGGAUGUGGAUGUUAAGAAUGAGGCACGAAGUAAAGUUGCAUGCACUGAUAUCAUUAAGAGGGGAGUAAGGCAGACGAGGUAUCACCUGAAAAAGAAGUACUUCAACGAGUCACUGACAGAAGAACAGUUGCUGGCCAAGCAACCUCCACCUAAAAUGAAGAAAGAGGAAUGGACCAAGCUGGUAGAGUACUGGUGUGACCCAAAGAAUCAGAGGACUAAGUACAGCAACAUGGAGCCAGAUGCUAUUGAUUUCUUUGGGGAAUGUAUGAGUAGUCCCCAAAAUGGUCGUACUCUUCUUGCAAAUGAAAUAUAUGAACAAAUGGUUGCAGAGAAGGAAAGAGAGCCAGAAGAAGGAGAAGAACAAAAGUCUCAAUCUAAGAUUGUUGCUGACUGUCUCAGCCAGAUCAGACGUUCAUCCACCUUCCUUCCUAACAUUGGUGUCCCUCGACCAUCGAAGACUGGUCGGUCCACAUCGAGAGCCGCACAAGCACGCCUGCAAGCUCAGUUUGAGGAAACACUCCAAGCACAAAGAGAGGAAGCUGCUAGGAAGUAG
Molecule: messenger RNA, 978 nt
Organism: Miscanthus lutarioriparius
Lineage: Eukaryota; Viridiplantae; Streptophyta; Magnoliopsida; Poales; Poaceae
Source: the annotation of a GenBank genome assembly